AUGCAUGCGCAAGACAUAACAUGCAUGGCAGCGGUUGCGUUCGCCCCGAACGAGCCUCUUAAGCUCUGCACGGUGGUGGUUGCGCCUCCCAAGGCGGGAGAAGUUCGCGUGCGUGUUUGCUACGCUGCACCCUGCCACACGGAUGAGUAUACCCGGAGUGGGAAAGACAUAGAGGGCCGCUUUCCCUGCAUUCUUGGUCACGAGGCAUCUGGCAUUGUUGAGGCUGUCGGCGAAGGCGUGGAAACGUGCAGCGUUGGCGAUCAUGUUAUUCUUUGUUACCAAGUCUGCCUUUUGGGCUGUGGAGUCGCAACAGGCCUUGGCGCGGUCUGGAAUACAGCAAAGGUUCAGAAAGGAGACACUGUGGCCGUCUUUGGUGCAGGCGCGGUUGGCUUAUCGUGCAUAGAGGGCAGCCGUAUUGCCGAAGCCUCCCGCAUAAUUGCUGUUGAUCGCAACCGACAGCGGGCUUUGCAGGCCUUCCAAUUUGGUGCUACCGACUUCCUCUGCCCCUUGGACUUCCCAGAGCAGUCUCUUCAAGACGUCAUCUUACAAAAGUUUGACGGAGGCGUCGACUUUUCUUUCGAGUGUACUGGAAGCGUGUCUGUAAUGCGAUCUGCCUUUGAAUGCACGAAGAAGGGCUGGGGAGUCUCUGUCGUCCUUGGCGUAGCAGGACAGGGCGAAGAGCUGUCAACGAGGCCUUUCAACCUUAUCGUUGGACGGCAGUGGAGAGGGGCUGCCUACGGCGGCUGGCAAAGCCGCACUGAUAUGUCCAAACUUGUCGAGCUUCAUAGGUCCAAGCAAAUUGAGUCAGGGCAAUCGAGCGCAGGACCCUUGCAUUCAUCGCCUCCUCCUACGACCGUGCACACUGUCAGCGAGUUGCCUGCUUCGCUGUACAAAACGUCUAUCACGUGUGUGGUUCUCAUGCACUUGGGGUGUGUAUAUGCACAGCCUGAAUCGCUACGUGACGCAUCGACUGACUUUGGAGAGAAUUGA
Cyclospora cayetanensis is the source of this 990-nucleotide messenger RNA. RefSeq names its product alcohol dehydrogenase class-3. The transcript is spliced from 8 exons. Gene Ontology annotation, biological process: formaldehyde catabolic process. Lineage: Eukaryota; Apicomplexa; Conoidasida; Eucoccidiorida; Eimeriidae. Bases 1 to 990 code for a protein of 329 amino acids. The record is from RefSeq and is a predicted model, not a curated record. Gene Ontology annotation, cellular component: cytosol. Gene Ontology annotation, molecular function: zinc ion binding; S-(hydroxymethyl)glutathione dehydrogenase [NAD(P)+] activity.